GUUUUUUAAACAUAUCUUUCGUUCUUUUUUUUUUAUCUUCUUCUCCUAUCGGUGGAGUCUUGUCUCUUCUCUCUAUCUUUUAGUUUCUCCGAUUGAUGAAAGCUGAGCUUGAUUGGUCGAGAACUAAUUAAUUAACAUGGAGGUUUUGGUUGGUUCCACGUUUAGGGAUCGGCGCAACGACACGGCGCAUGAUCAGGGUGUACAGGCGGGUAUGUCUAGCCGGAUCGGGUUAAGGAGAUGUGAUAUAACUCCAUCGGAGAGUUGGUCGUCGUCGGUUGGAGAAAGCAGCGAAAACGAGGAAGAACAAGACGACGAGGUUUCGUCAGCACGAGGAAGAUGGUUUGAUUCCUUUACUUCAUCCCUUGAAGAUUCUCUUCCGAUUAAGAGAGGAUUGUCAAAUCAUUACAUAGGGAAAUCGAAAUCGUUUGGGAAUUUGAUGGAAGCUGAGAGCAAUGCGAAAGGUUUAGAGAAAGUGGAGAGUCCGUUGAACAAGAAGAGGAGAUUACUUAUUGCUAAUAAGCUAAGGAGAAGAAGAUCAUCCUCCUUGUCUUCUUCUUUCAGCAUCUACUCCAAUAAAAAUCCUAAUUCCAUGCCUUUACUUGCAUUGCAAGAAUCUGACCUAGAGGACAUUCACAAAUACAAAGAUGAUAAUGAUGAUGACAGUAGUGAUGAUGAUGAAACUAGUAAGCUGAAAGAGAAGAGGAUGAAGAUGACCAAUACUAAUAAUAAUACUAGAGAUUUUAUGGUUCAUCAUACUAAGAGAUGUUUUAGCUUAACUAGUUUUCAACAUGAUCAUCGAUGAUCAUAUUUUAUUUUUCUUUUGUGAAAGAGAGUAGUUAGAGGAAGUUUCGUUGCCAAAUAAGUUGGUGGAAGAUUUGCAGAAGCCCAAGUUAUGAUAUUAUUUGUAAUAAAAUUAGUUUCGCUAUUUGUAUA
Molecule: messenger RNA, 933 nt
Organism: Camelina sativa (false flax)
Lineage: Eukaryota; Viridiplantae; Streptophyta; Magnoliopsida; Brassicales; Brassicaceae
Product: protein OXIDATIVE STRESS 3 LIKE 5-like
Source: RefSeq, a predicted model, not a curated record